This is a messenger RNA of Fimicolochytrium jonesii, 692 nucleotides long. RefSeq lists its product as uncharacterized. The transcript has a single exon. The coding region runs from base 22 to 690 and encodes 222 amino acids. The record is from RefSeq and is a predicted model, not a curated record. Lineage: Eukaryota; Fungi; Chytridiomycota; Chytridiomycetes; Spizellomycetales; Powellomycetaceae.
UGGCAAACGCCGUAGGACGAAAUGUUUCCCCGAACGGCACAGAUAGCUCACAAUACUCUGGGUCUGCUGCAACUCUCGCUCGCACUUCUUCAAUGUCUCAGGGAACGCCGCUUCCUCCCGACAGCCUCGCGCCUCACUUCCCGAUACAGCCUCCAACUCCGCUACCACUUCCACAUCUACAUUGCUUUCUACAUCUUGGAACUCGUCUUCUCAGAUGUCGUCACCGAAUUCCCAAACAUGGCCGUGCACCAUAUAGUAGCCAUCGCAAUCUUCUUGGGUGCAUUGAGUGAUUUCGGCUCGCUCAGCGCCAUCACCCUGGUGCCGUUUCUCCUGCACGCGGUGUUCUGGACGCUGGGGCAGGGAGUCAGUUUUACCCUGCUGGCGGUGUACAAUAUGGGAUUCGGAUGCAUCAUCUUGCUGCUGGUAGCAAACAACACCAGGCCGCCGCACCGCAGAUGGUUUGCCCCUGUGGCAUGGCCUGUGGUCACCAUGGGUGGCCUUGAGGUAUGCGUCAACUAUGUAACGUACUGUCUGGACUAUGAAGGGGUCAGGUGCCCGAAUAUACAAGACGGACGGAUGGGGGUAGCUCAAAUAUGCCUCGCUGUGGCGGCUGGUACGGUUAUCAUAUUAGCUGGCACGCUGGGAUAUAUGCAAAAAGACAAAGAGACAAAGCGAAGUAAAAAGAUCUGAGG